AUGAUCAGUACCACGGUCGAGGAGCCACUUCAUGUGUUCGACCUGCCCCAGAUCUACCAGAAGCCCUCGGGGACUGAUCUCAUCAAGGCCCUGGCCUUGUUGGCCCUGCAACCGCGUGCGUUUGGCACCAGUGCGGAGGCUGUGAAGGGCCCCGCGGUGCACCCGGCGGGGUUGACGAGGUAUCUCACUCAGAUUAUCUCGAGCCCGCUGUCCUGGCUGGAGACGGAGGAAUUGCGGGAGGCCGUGUGGGAUGCCGCUGGUGCUCGCUUGAGCGAGCGAUCUGGCCGUGCUGCUAUGCCGGCCAUGUCGCGCAUCUUCAAUAUCCCCACGUCCUCCGGGGAGGAUUAUACGCUCACCUUGCACGAACCGUCUCUGACCGCAGAUAACCUGGGCAUGAAGACUUGGGUGUCGUCCUACCUCCUCUCCCGUCGGCUGCACGAACUGCUCGAGUCCCCGCCUGAGCUCGUCCCUGUGGGUUCGACUGAUCGGUCGACCACAUCAUCCCGGAACAAGCCAGUCAGAGCUCUUGAACUCGGUUCAGGUACUGGUCUUGUUGGACUGUCCUUUGCAGCUUUGAAGGGCAGGGGGGCCACCGUCCACCUGACCGAUCUCCCCGAGAUCGUGCCGAACCUGGCCCACAAUACCGCUCUAAAUGUUGAGCUCCUGAACAAAACAGGGGCAACCGUGACAACAGGCGUGCUGGACUGGUCUGAAACGCCAACACCACCUCCCGCCGCGGAAGAGCGGUUCGACGUGAUCCUCGCCGCGGAUCCGCUAUACUCACCCAAUCACCCCAAGUGGCUGGUAGACACCAUCGCACCCUGGCUGAGCAAGGGCUUGAACGCCCGCGUUGUCGCGGAAAUGCCGCUGCGUGAUGCCUAUCUACCUCAGGUCCACGAGUUCCGGCAGCGCAUGACUGAUCUGGGCCUGGCUGUCGUUGAAGAGGGUGAGGAGACCGGGUACGAUGACUGGGAGAGUGCAGACGGCAAUGCGCUAGCUGUCAAGUGCUGGUGGUCCAUUUGGGGUUGGAGCGAGAAGGUUUGA
Messenger RNA from Penicillium canariense, 1044 nucleotides. Its product is annotated as S-adenosylmethionine-dependent methyltransferase. The record is from RefSeq and is a predicted model, not a curated record. The coding region runs from base 1 to 1044 and encodes 347 amino acids. The transcript is spliced from 3 exons. NCBI's taxonomy places the organism in Eukaryota, Fungi, Ascomycota, Eurotiomycetes, Eurotiales, Aspergillaceae.